Olea europaea var. sylvestris is the source of this 1631-nucleotide messenger RNA. RefSeq names its product F-box protein At2g32560. Gene Ontology annotation, molecular function: protein binding. The record is from RefSeq and is a predicted model, not a curated record. NCBI's taxonomy places the organism in Eukaryota, Viridiplantae, Streptophyta, Magnoliopsida, Lamiales, Oleaceae.
AGGGAGGUGAAUGAAGGAAAAAAGACUCCCAACUUUUUAGUGUUUUUACAUGUAUUUACUAGCCUUGUUGUUGCUUCUCCAAUAUAGGUGGACUAACUUUUUGAAUUACCCCCUUUAUAAAUUACUAUCAUGUAUAUAUGCCUAACUGCAGUCCAUCCUCAUUUGUCAAAUGCUUUCUUCUUUAAUCACUUGUUCUCUUUCCUUAUCCUCAUUUACCAGUCUUUUUACCUCAAACCACUCCCAUCCUGGGCUUCUGAAAUGAGAUUGUCUCUCUGGUUUUGGAAAGAUUUAUCACCUUUUCCCAUAGCCAAAACAAUUAGAAAUACUCUGUUAGAUAUUUUUUUCGCAUUUUUUACUCCAAGAAUGUCACCUAAGAAGAACAAGAUUACUUAUUGUAAGGCUGAGAAUCUUGAGAUUACACCAGAUAUGUCUGUGUUAGAUUUGCCUGACCUUAUAUUGGAAUGCAUUCUUGAGAGGCUUCCAACAGAGGGGCUUUGUAGAAUGGCUAGUGUUUGUAGUACUUUGAAAAAUAGGUGCACAAGUGAUCAUCUAUGGGAAAAACAUAUGAAAAACAAAUGGGGUAGGAUUAUUGGCCCUGCUGCAUAUAGGGAAUGGCAGUGGCAUAUUGCCUCAAGAAAAGGUCCAAUCUUCUCUAAUCAAGGCAAACAGAGGGGCCUAAUGGGCUAUCUCACUCUCUUAUGGCCUACUGCACUGAUUAGAUCUAGUUUUGGUAAUAUUCACAAGAAGAAGGAUUUUCCUCCAGUUGAUUCAAUCAUGUCAUGGUGUCUUGCUCUCGAGUCUGGAAACUUUUGGUUCCCUGCUCAAGUCUAUAACCGUGAGAAUGGUCAUGUUGGAUUUGUGUUAUCAUGCUAUGAUGCUGAGCUUGGCUAUGAUCGGCGGACCAACACAUUCCAGGCCAGAUAUCCACCACAUGGAAGGAGAGCAAGUUCAAUAGAGACUGGGGUGACAUGGGACAGACUCAGAGCUCCCCCUGUUGAUACCUCACCCCAUGAUCUUCAUAUUUCUGAUUGCUUGAACGAGUUGCAACCCGGUGAUCAUAUCGAGAUCCAAUGGAGAAGAAACAAAGAAUUUCCAUAUGGAUGGUGGUAUGGAGUUGUAGGCCAUUUGGAAACAUGUGAUGGGAAUGCCAAUUACUGCCGCUGCCGUGAUAGUGACACUCUGGUGCUAGAGUUCAACCAGUACACUCGUGGUUCACGCUGGAGAACGACAUCCGUUAACAGAAAAGACCAUCGAGAAGAAGGGAAUGAGGCGGAUGGAUUUUAUGGGGGAAUUCGAAAACUUCAAAGCAGUGAAGAGAUUUCCAUGUGGAGAAACCUCUGGCCAGCUGAAGUCUUGGAAUAGAUCCUACUUUUGGUGAAAAUUUGUACCAAAAUCUGGAAAUCUACAUAUUAGUAUUUUUAUAAGUUGCAAGAGGGCUUUGCUUAUUGCCAUUGGUGCAACAUUUUUCUUUUUGCACUCGUACUCUCGUUUUCGGGAAAUUAUUGCUCCUGAUUCGCUAAGCCAUUGAUAGGUUAAUAGCAGCUGUAUGUAACUUGUUUCUGUUGAAUUUUUAAAUAGAAUAUAAUACAACUACUAUGACUUAUAUCUAUGUAGUAAUUUAUUGAGCUUUA